Thunnus maccoyii (southern bluefin tuna) is the source of this 5661-nucleotide messenger RNA. It is a transcript of the gene phka2, whose product is annotated as phosphorylase kinase, alpha 2 (liver). Gene Ontology annotation, biological process: glycogen metabolic process. Gene Ontology annotation, cellular component: phosphorylase kinase complex. The record is from RefSeq and is a predicted model, not a curated record. Gene Ontology annotation, molecular function: calmodulin binding. The transcript has 31 exons. NCBI's taxonomy places the organism in Eukaryota, Metazoa, Chordata, Actinopteri, Scombriformes, Scombridae. Bases 439 to 4137 code for a protein of 1232 amino acids.
CAGGAACAUAAUGUAUUUUUCAGGAUGGAUGUACAGUUGAUCACAGGCUCACUUCGCCCGCAGAUCGCUUUCCGUGAGACCUCGCGUGUCGCCAUCUGCAAGGCCUGACUUGACUUUAACCGGAAACUCGGACUGUGUGUGUGUGUCUGUGCCUCUGCGUGUGUGUGUGUGUAUAUGAGUGUGAAUACCGGCUGUGACUUUAACGUUGUUGUCGUUAAAACAGCUGGAUGCUACGCGGCUAGCAGGCUUAGCAGCUUAGUGUCUGCAGAGCGGAGAAGGUGUCAUAUUCAGUCCGCGCUGCAGCUGCUGAAAGGAUGGAUCAGUGCAUGGAAGGUUACGAUGAUUAAGCAAAAAUCUACCAGCUGUACUUUUAAUAGACAAACAGCAGUGCUGCUGCGUUCAGACAUUAACUUGUUGUAUGCGCAGUGAUCAGUGAGGAUGAGGAGCCGCAGUAACUCAGGAGUGAGGCUGGAUGGAUACGCCAGGCUGGUCCAAGAGACUAUCCUGUGUCAUCAGAACCCGGUCACAGGUCUACUUCCUGCCAGCGCCCAGAAGAAGGAUGCCUGGGUGAGAGAUAAUGUGUACAGUGUGCUGGCCGUGUGGGGGCUGGGUAUGGCCUACCGCAAGAACGCAGACCGAGAUGAAGACAAAGCUAAGGCCUACGAACUGGAGCAGAGUGUGGUGAAACUGAUGCAGGGACUUCUGCAGUGCAUGAUGAGACAGGUGGACAAGGUGGAGAAGUUCAAACACACCCAGAGUACAAAGGAUUGCUUGCAUGCCAAAUACGAUACUCCCACCUGCGCCACGGUGGUCGGGGACGAUCAGUGGGGCCACCUACAAGUGGACGCCACCUCCAUUUACCUGCUGAUGCUGGCACAGAUGACGGCCUCAGGACUUCGUAUCAUCUCAAACCUGGAUGAGGUAGCUUUUAUCCAAAACUUGGUCUUCUACAUAGAGGCUGCCUACAAAGUGGCGGAUUAUGGGAUGUGGGAGCGAGGUGACAAAACCAACCAGGGCAUCCCUGAGCUCAAUGCCAGCUCUGUAGGAAUUGCUAAGGCAGCUCUAGAGGCCCUAGACGAGCUGGAUCUUUUUGGCGCCCAUGGAGGCCCGAAGUCAGUCAUCCAUGUUCUUCCUGAUGAAGUGGAACACUGUCAGUCCAUCCUGUGCUCCAUGCUGCCAAGAGCUUCAACUUCAAAGGAGAUAGAUGCUGGUCUUCUGUCUGUUAUUUCCUUCCCUUCCUUUGCUGUUGAAGAUGCUGACCUGGUGGCCAUCACCAAGUCGGAGAUUAUAAACAAACUGCAGGGACGCUACGGUUGCUGCCGCUUCAUCAGGGAUGGAUAUCGUUGUCCUAAAGAGGACCCGUCUCGGCUGCACUACGAUCCUGCAGAGCUCAAGCUGUUUGAGAAUAUUGAAUGUGAGUGGCCUGUGUUCUGGACUUACCUCAUCCUUGACGGUAUCUUUAAUGGAGACCAUGUGCAGGUGCAGGAGUACCGUGAGGCGCUGGAGGGCAUUUUGAUAAGAGGGAAGAACGGCAUCAAACUGGUGCCUGAACUUUAUGCUGUGCCGAGUGAAAAGGUGGAGGAGGAGUACAGUAACCCCCACUCGGUGGACAGAGUGGCCUUGGGGCAGCUUCCGCACAUGUGGGGACAGUCACUCUACAUCUUGAGUUGUCUUCUGGCUGAGGGCUUUUUGGCACCAGGAGAAAUAGAUCCUCUCAACAGGAGAUUCUCUACAAACUUUAAACCAGAUGUUGUGGUACAAGUUUGUGUUCUAGCGGAGACAGAGGAGAUCCAGGAGUUGUUGAGUGAUCAUGGGAUUAAGGUCCAACUGAUAUCAGAAGUUCUGCCUAUCAGGGUCAUACCUGCUCGCAUCCUGAGCCAUGUAUAUGUCAGACUGGGGAACUGCAAGAAAUUAAACUUGAGCGGGAGGCCCUACAGACACAUUGGAGUUCUGGGAACAUCUAAAUUCUAUGAGAUCAGAAACCGGACUUAUAUAUUCACUCCUCAGUUUCUGGAUCAGCACCAUUUCUACUUGGCACUGGACAACCAGAUGAUUGUGGAGAUGUUACGCACAGAGCUGGCAUAUCUCUCCUCUUGCUGGAGGAUGACAGGACGGCCCACGCUCACAUUCCCCAUCACCCACAGCAUGCUGGUUGAAGAUGGAGAUACGAUUGAUCCGUGUAUCCUAGCAACCCUCAGGAAACUACAGGAUGGCUAUUUUGCUGGAGCGAGGGUGCAGAUGUCAGACCUCUCCAGCUUCCAGACCACUUCCUCUCACACUAGCCUCAGCUUCCUGGAUGAAGACAACAAAGACGGCUUACUUGAGGAUGACGAUGAUGAUGAAGAUUAUGGAGAAGAGUACAACACUUCUGGGCCCUCAGUGAGCUCAAAGGACUCGUUUGACCAGUACCUCACCCAGCUCCUCCGCAGCACCACCACCACUAAGUGCCAUCUUCCUCCCAUCCAGAGGGGGCAGCACCAUGUCUUCAGUGCUGAACACAGCACCAGAGAUAUCCUGUCUCUUAUGGCCCAGGUUCAGGGCCUCAACAUGCCCAAGUCUUCUAUGUAUCUACCUGUGGCCCCGGUCAUGACCAAACACCGCAAAUCUCUCAACCUACUUGAAGUUCCUCACCCUCAGCAGGGCUCACAUGCAAAGCAGCAGAAGCCCCACAGCGCUACUGAUCUGCACCUGCCUCGAGACUCCCAUGGCAACACAGACUUUGCAGCGCUGGUGAAGCAGCUGAAAGAAUGUCCAACUCUGCAGGACCAGGCUGACAUCCUCCACGUCCUUUACGUAAUGAAGGGAGCUGAUUGGCUGGUGGAGUUGUCAGGUCCUGGGCAGGGUGGGGUCAGUGUGCAUUCCCUGUUGGAGGAGUUGUAUAUACAAGCUGGAGCCUGCAAGGAGUGGGGUCUCAUCAGAUACAUCUCUGGAAUACUACGCAAGAGAGUGGAGGUCCUGGCCGAGGCCUGCACAGAUCUUAUUUCCCAUCACAAGCAGCUGACAGUGGGUCUUCCUCCUGAACCCAGAGAAAGAGUCAUCACAGUUCCACUUCCUCCGGAGGAGCUGAACACUCUCAUCUAUGAAGCCAGUGGUCACGACAUCAGUAUAGCUGUACUCACUCAGGAAAUCAUGGUCUAUCUAGCCAUGUACAUGCGCUCUCAGCCUGCUCUGUUCGGAGAAAUGCUCCGACUCAGAAUAGGACUCAUCAUGCAAGUGAUGGCCACUGAGCUCGCUCGCAGCCUGCACUGCUCCGGGGAGGAGGCAUCUGAGAGCUUGAUGAGCCUGAGUCCGUUCGACAUGAAGAACCUGCUGCAUCACAUCCUCAGUGGCAAGGAGUUUGGGGUGGAGAGGAGCAUGCGUCCUAUCCAGUCAACAGCCACUAGUCCUGCAAUCUCCAUCCAUGAACUGGGCCACACCGGAGCCACCAAGACUGAACGCACAGGAAUACACAAGCUCAAGAGUGAGAUCAAACAGAUCUUCAGCGGCGGCCAUUCCAUGAGUAGUAAUGUCACUUCGCCUCGCUCCACGCGUUGCAGCAGCCCCUCCACCCCUAGUGGGAUCUUGUCCCCAGUGGGCCCUGGUCCUGGUGAUGGACAGCUGCACUGGGAGGAGAAGCAAGGCCAGUGGCUGAGGAGACGCCGGCUGGAUGGAGCUAUCAACAGAGUACCAAUGGGUUUCUACCAGAAGGUCUGGAAGAUCCUGCAGAAGUGCCAUGGCCUGUCCAUUGAUGGAUAUGUGUUGCCCUCCUCUACCACAAGAGAGAUGACAGAGGGAGAGAUCAAGUUUGCGGUGCAGGUGGAGUCAGUCCUGAACCACGUCCCUCAACCAGAAUACCGGCAGCUGCUGGUGGAGACUGUGAUGGUUCUGGGCCUGGUAGCCGACGUGGACGUCGACAGCAUUGGUGGCAUCAUCCACGUAGACCGCAUCCUACAUUUGGCCAACGACCUCUUCCUCAACGACCAGAAAUCCCACAGUGUCAGUGAUUAUUUCCUUGAGAAGGAACCAGCGACUGGCAUCUGCAACUUUUUCUAUGAUAGCGCCCCCAGUGGCAGCUAUGGCACCAUGACCUACUUGUCUAAAGCUACGAUCACUUAUGUCCAGGACUUCCUGCCAAGUACCAGCUGCCUGAUGCAGUGAAAACUAGAGUUGUUCACUUCUCUUAAACACCUGAAGAGGCAUGUUUUACAAGUGAAAGCUCAACUGUCCAAAAGCAGCAAAGCCUCUUAUUAUCAUCUCAUACAAUUCAUGCGGUGCUCUUAAUUAUCAGAUUAUCAAUGAACUCUGUAGCUCUCAUAAUCUGAUAUAACAUCAUAGCCUCGGCAGCUGAUUGCAAACCACUUCAGUAUAUAAGAAUUUAGUUUUUGUUUGUGAGCAAGGACUGUGAACUUAUUUAUUACUUAAACAUGCUGCUCAAAAGUAUGUUUACAGGAUUUACUAACAUCCAUUUCAUGUGAACUGAUAUUUACUAAGAUAUAAGCACAUCUGUGUGCUCUUGGUGUUGUGUGUAAUAAUAUUAUAUCAACAGUUAUCUCUCUUAAUAAUUGGAUAUGUCAUAUAUGUUAUAAUUCUACUUAGCCUGGCAGUUAUCAGAGUAAAUAUGUAGAUAAUUUGUGUGCACAAAUUAGUAAUUUGACCUCGAAAACUAAUAAUUUUGUCUCACAAAUGAUGAAUUACCUCCCUAAAAUCAGUAAUUUGUAAUUUUUUUUUCUUUUUUGUUGUUCUUUUAAAUUGUAUUAAUUAAAACAUUUAUUGUUCUACAUUAUCUUACUUAAAUAUGUUGGAAAAAUUAUGAUAUAUAAUAAUAUAAUAUAAUUUAAACCACUAAACAAUGUUUACCCUCUUAUUACUUGAUUUUUCUUCACAAAUGACUAAUUUGUGUACAUAAAUUCACAAGAUAUCUUUCUGAAGAUAUCUGAUAUCUUCCAGGCUCUGUAUAGUUGAGUGUCGGUGAUACUGAGAUAUACUUGUUGUCUUGUGUUAACAUUAAUCUGUGUACGGGAACAAGAAUCAUAGUUUCCUUUGAAUGCCAAGAAGCUGGUGAUACUGUUUUUGUCUUUGUGUAAGUGUUGUGUGUUUAGUACAAGAAAUGAAAAUUCAUCCAUCUGCCUGCAUAUGAAUGUCAAAAUCUGAAGGUUAUACUACUGAGAGACGAGUCAAUAGUUUGCAUGUACCUCAACAUGACGAAGGUCUGACCAUCUGUGUACAGUGAAGAUACGUUUAUUUACAGUACAUCAGGGUAGAGGUGAGCUUUAAUAUACCAGUAUAUACUAGCGCUUAUACAGUGUAUAUAUAACUUAUAUGCAUGAUUUAUAUGCAGAGAAUUAAAUGGCAGCAGAUACUGGUGAAGCACCUUGAAGGUCCAGUGAAAGUUGAAGAGGGUCUCUGUACGUCUGUCAGGAGUAUUUUUACCACACUGUGGUAGUUCUGUGCAGAGAACACAGAGAGGAAAUAGUUUAAAACUAUUUUCAUUCAAGUGCUUUAAUUGUUUUUGAAUGCAAAACAGAAGGAGACAUAAUAAACUGUGAUAUAUUUUAAUGCUAACCCAAACUUGGAUAUUUUUAUGUACUUAAAAAUAAGUAAUGUGCUUAAUUAAAAGAAAUAAUUAUUUUACUAAUACAUUGUGCACUUUACUCAUUAAACAUUUAAAGAUGUGCUCUGUUA